This is a messenger RNA of Knipowitschia caucasica, 657 nucleotides long. The record is from the annotation of a GenBank genome assembly. Lineage: Eukaryota; Metazoa; Chordata; Actinopteri; Gobiiformes; Gobiidae.
AUGGCUGAUUCAGUGACAUCAGAUGAUCAGAAAUUUUGCUUUAAGGAAGUGCUCGACGCCUUCAGGUUAUGCCUGUCUGAAAACAAGGAGGUUUACAUGGAACACUACGUAGCUGGGUGGCGAGGUUUGGUCAAGUUCCUGAACACAUUGGGGAGUGUUUUUGGCUUCAUUUCCAAAGACGCCGUAGGCAAGGUUCAAAUUUUGGUCAGUCUCCUCAAAGGUGAAGAUGGCUCUCACUACUCUACCAUCCAGUCUAUGGUGAAAUACGAGCUGGAGAACCAACUUGUGGACCUGACCAAGGCCGGAGCUCACCCAACAUCUGGUUGCCGCACCCUGCUGAGACUGCACCGUGCCCUGAGGUGGCUGGAGCUGUUCUUGGACAGUUUACGGACCUGCAGUGAGGACAGUAAGACGUCGGUGUUGUGCGCAGACGCUUACAACAAGUCGUUGUCAAAGUUUCAUCCCUGGGUGGUGCGCAAAGCCGCUGGAAUGGCCUUCUGCCUCCUGCCCGGGCGGCAAGCAUUCUUUGAUGUUAUGAAUGUCGGGACCACAGAGCAGGUGGUUGCCAUGUUGGGAGAAGCCAUUCCUCUCAUUAGUGAAGUGUACCAGAUCACAGAGGACCUCUAUGCGCAACACAACAUACUAGACAUACCAUAG